Messenger RNA from Volvox carteri f. nagariensis, 597 nucleotides. RefSeq lists its product as uncharacterized. NCBI's taxonomy places the organism in Eukaryota, Viridiplantae, Chlorophyta, Chlorophyceae, Chlamydomonadales, Volvocaceae. The record is from RefSeq and is a predicted model, not a curated record. Bases 1 to 597 code for a protein of 198 amino acids. The transcript has 2 exons.
AUGCAUCUAUCGUGGGCGAGCUGGCAAAGGAUUGCAUCUGGGCCGGUGGUCGUUCCAGAUGCACUGCCCUCGCCCUACGAGUCCACGACGGGCACAAACAUCACCUCCGGCAUAAACAUGGGCCCGGACUCGGGCAUGAGCGCGCGCUGGAUCGUACAGAACCGAUCACAAUGGGACACCUCCCUGCUCGACCUCGCCCGCGGGCGCGUCAGCCACUUCGACGGCCUGGUGCUGGACCCCGCCAUCGUGCCGGAGAUGGUAGCUUCGGGCGCGCUCCUCAGCCUGGAGCCUUUCCUAGCCACGGACCGUUGGCAGGGGCAAUGGCCCGGCAUCCUCUCAGUGCUGCGCUGGCAGGUGGCCAUUACACGCAAUACCAUCAUCCCUCUGGGGGCAGCCGCCGUAGUGCUGCACUACCGCGCGGAUGUGUUGGCCAGACACGACCUGCCCGUGCCGCGAACCUGGGAGCAGCUGCUGAUGGCGGUGCGGGCGGUGCAUGGCCGUCCGGAGGGCCCCGCGGCGGCGGCGGACCCCGGGUUUUACGGCUUCUGCAAGGUGUCAGUCGAGGGUGAGCGAUUGGGUGGCGGCUGGCGCUCUUGA